Molecule: messenger RNA, 2904 nt
Organism: Symbiodinium sp. CCMP2592
Lineage: Eukaryota; Dinophyceae; Suessiales; Symbiodiniaceae
Source: the annotation of a GenBank genome assembly
AUGCCAACAGAUGGCCCCCCUGCGAAGUAUCAGAAGACGGCAUUGACAGCGGCUGAGUCCAGCAAGUCCACAACAGGUCGAGUCAUCCUCAUCACUGGGACAGGUGGUUUCGUGGGCUUCCACUGCGCCCUUGCGUUAAAAAAGCGAGGUGAUGGAGUGCUCGGCUUGGACAACUUCAAUGCCUACUACCCCGUGGGCAUCAAGUAUGACCGGGUGGAGACGUUGGAGCGAGCUGGCGUCUACACCUUCAAGGCAGAUCUUAACGACAGAAGCUUCGUAGACCACGUGUUGAAGGAGUACGGCAUUACGCACGUCCUAGCUUUAGCAGCCCAGGCCGGAGUGAGAUAUGCGACGAAGGACCCGGCAUCCUACGUCUCAUCGAACGUUUCGGGCUUCGUCAAUCUUUUGGAGGCCUGUCGGUUUUGUGAUCCAAAGCCCAGAGUGGUCUAUGCAUCUUCCAGCUCCGUCUACGGCCUGAACACCGUGAGCCCCUUCUCCGAAGAGCAUCAGGUGGAUCGGCCGGCGAGCCUCUAUGCAGCCACGAAGAAGGCCAAUGAGAUGAUCGCCCACACCUACAACCACAUCUACGGUUUGUCCCUGACGGGUCUCAGGUUCUUCACCGUUUACGGCCCCUGGGGUCGACCCGACAUGUUCGCCUUCUCGGCCACCAUCAAGAUCCAUAAGGGAGAGGCCCUGAAGAUCUUCCAGGGCCCCGGUGGCUCCGAGUUGGAGCGGGAUUUCACGUACAUCGACGACAUCGUCACGGGGUGCGUGGCGGCCGUGGAUAAGAUCCCGGAGUCUGUCAAAGGCACCGCACACUGCAAGGAUCCGGUGACAGUCACCUACAUGAUUGAGUGCCUCGAGAGGGCGAUAGGGAAAAAGGCGAUUAAGAAUUAUGUUCCCAUGCCCCCGACGGGAGAUGUGCUCAAAACCAGCGCCGACGUGUCUCUGGCGGAGAAGGAGCUGGGCUACAAGCCAACUACCCCACUACAGGAAGGCAUCAACAAGUUCAUCAAGUGGUACGAUGAGUACUACAAGGAGGGCUUGACAAAGGAGAUGUCCACCUAUGUUUCAACAGCUUUCGCAGUCGACGCGACGCAGCGAGCAGUGCGGGCUGCGGAAAAUGUCGAGAAUGUCCGGGAUGUGGUGUGCUUGGAGACAUCCGGCACGGCCUGCCCGUCCAGAGCUGCGAUGUGCACGGGGGCCCUGAUAUGUGUGAUGCCUUUCACAUGGCUCCGGUCUUUGCAGGUCCUCACCGUGCCGGUGCUCAUGUCCAACGUGGUGCUACUGUGCGGCAUCUCGUGGAUCUAUUACUGCAGCUUCGUGCAGUUGGGCACCAGUGGGAUCGCCCCGGACAUCAUCCUCUUCAACUGGGCCGAGUUCCCCGUGUUCUUCGGAUGUGCGGUUUUCUCCUUCGAAGGUAUCGGCCUGAUCCUCCCCAUCCAGUUCGCCAUGGCGCAGCCCGCAAAGUUUCCGGGAAUCCUCCGCCGGGCGAUGCUGAUCCUUGGUAUCCUUUUCGGCUCUUUCGGCAUGUGCGGCUAUGCGGCGUAUGGUCUGAAGACAGAGGACAUGAUUACUUUCAAUAUUCCGCAAAACAAGAUCACGUCCUUCCUGCGGCUGUUUUAUUGCCUGGGCAUCUUUUUCACGUAUCCGGUGAUGCUGUUCCCGUUGUACCAGAUUACCGAAGCGAAAAUUCGCUGCCUUCGCGACCAGCGUCGCAGUUGGCGCCGUCUUCUCUUCCGCUCAGUGCUGGUGGUGAUGACUGGUGUCAUUGGUCUCCAGAUUCCUCACUUCGGCCUUUUCCUGGGCAUCAUCGGCUCCCUGGCCUGCUCUUUCCUGGCGUUCAUUCUGCCAGGCUUACUGCACCUCCGGCGCAAAGAUCGCACGGAUGCUACCCGAGGUGGCGACAUCAAAGAUGUGUCGAUCAUCCUCUUCGGGGCCUGUGAAAAAUACAUAUGGGCUGACUCGGCGUGCACCGAGCAGAUAGGCACCCCAACGACUGACGACGAUGUGAACAAGUGCAAGAUUCGAGAGCGUACCGGGGAGCCCACCGUCUGGCAAUCGACCGCCAUCAGCGACGACAUGACGGUGGAAUUCAGCCUCCGCUAUGACAACGAGGACUGCGCCGGGGAACCCAUCGAGAACAAUAGCUACUCCGUGGAGUGCCAUGCCACAGGAGGCGGGUUAUACCAAACGCGUGAAAUCAUUUCCUUCAGCACAACUACAGCCACUGUGACGACGGCCACGACUACGACGAGGACAUUUACUUCGAUGGCAGAGCCGACAACCGACAAUUGGGCCCGAUACCUUUGGUGGUCUGGCAGCUCAGAUUGCUCCGGCGACCAUGAUUCGGUGGCUUAUGAGGAGCUCAAUCGGGGGUGCAAUGACUGGGAGUGUAACGGUACGGAUCGGAUGAUUUUCCAGGCGGACUUCGCCAACCCCUGUACAUCUGAUGCCUAUUCCCCAAUCACAUAUAGCACUAUCAUCUUUGGCGACUGUGUUUCAUUCGAAGGCGGCCACGCCAUCUUUACGCUAUUCAAGGGUGUCAGCCUCCCACUCACAGUGGAUGACCCAGCAACGAUUACGGAGAAUGCCACUUUGACCAAUGCAAUGAUCGCGGGCUUUGCGCAGGUGAUGAGCGUGAAUGCAGCUCCAAGCUUGCCAAGUGCUGCGGCCGCCGACCAAACUCGGGCACAGAUCGAUGCAGUCUCGCUGGAGGACACCAACGGCGCCAUCACCCAGGCCGCUGCGGAUGCCGGCUACACGGGCACGAUCCAAGUGACUGGCAAGACCACGGCCAUUGCCCCUGGCGCAGGGCUUGCCACAGGCCCGUCAUCUUCGACAGUGUCCUCCGGUGUGAUGAACUUGGCCUUGAUCGCAGUCCUUGCUACAUUCUGCUUCUGA